Messenger RNA from Leptosia nina, 498 nucleotides. NCBI's taxonomy places the organism in Eukaryota, Metazoa, Arthropoda, Insecta, Lepidoptera, Pieridae. The record is from the annotation of a GenBank genome assembly.
AUGAUUGGUAGUGUCUUAGUUUGUAAGGUCGUUAAGGCUCAGUUUUGCUUGCCCGAGCCAGAGUUGAUUGGAGUGACGAAUCGGGAUGCGAGGCUGAUAUGUUGGAAAGUGCAGAGGGGGGGCGCCACUCUCCGUCCCGACCUCAGCAAGAGCCCAUCAACCUUAAGAAUGAGGGUAAGGCCAAAAACUGUUCUUUUUGUGUGUGAAGGUCUUCAAAGACUAAACACCGGCCGCUUCGUUAGAGCCCUGGUAAAAAAUUCCGCUCGUCCUCCGACCAAUCGGCGCAACCUACUUGCCUCAGAACCUAUAGUAUCGAUUAGUAAGCGCUUUUUUACCCGCACGCACUCACACACCGCCGUAGCGGGGGCCUGCCUUUUUAACAAUCUUUUUUUCGACCACCCCGCACCACCCGAAACCGCCAUGUCCAUCGCGCGGAUGCAAAGACCGCUGCACCCCACCCCUACCCUCAUAGCGGCAUUGAAAAUGGAAUUUCCAUGA